Molecule: messenger RNA, 4381 nt
Organism: Rhododendron vialii
Lineage: Eukaryota; Viridiplantae; Streptophyta; Magnoliopsida; Ericales; Ericaceae
Product: protein NETWORKED 2A-like
Exons: 2
Coding region: 209-4168 (1319 amino acids)
Molecular function (GO): actin binding
Source: RefSeq, a predicted model, not a curated record
CCUUAAAGUUUCCAAACACCCUAGUUUAUGGCCGAAGUAUUCUCCCCUCCAUAUAUAUAUAGCCAUGCAUUUUCAGCUCCAAUCAGAAUCUGCUGCACAUUCGUCAUGAGGAUUUUAUUCUGAUCAGGAUAUUCAUCGUCAGAUUGAUUACAAGAAAUCUUUCAUGGACAGAGAACUUUAGAGAGAGAGAGAGAGGGAGAGAGAGAAGAUGUUGCACAGAGCAGCAAGGAAUGCGUAUUCAUGGUGGUGGGCAAGCCAUAUCAGGACAAAGCAGUCAAAAUGGCUAGACCAAAACCUUCAAGAUAUGGAAGAGAAGGUAGAAUACAUAAUCAAAAUCAUCGAGGAAGAUGGAGACUCCUUUGCCAAGAGGGCAGAAAUGUACUACAAGAAGAGGCCAGAACUACUGAACUUUGUCGAAGACUCUUUCCGAGGAUACAGAGCCUUGGCUGAGAGGUAUGAUCACCUAUCAAAAGAGUUGCAAAGUGCGAACCGUACCAUCGCUUCUGUUUAUCCAGAAAAAUUACAACUGGCUAUGGACGAAGAAGAUGAAGAAAUCUCCCCCACCACAACCACAACAUCCUCUCCGUUCAGUGAUUCCGAACAACCCUCAAAGAAUUUUCCUGCAGUGCCAAAGUUAAACAUCCCAAAAAUCACCAAAAUCCCACAGAAAAGGUCCAAGGCCCCAACUAGAUUGAUGUCCAAAAAAGGAUUGCUCAAAAUGAGCUGUCCCACCACCACUGAUGCUAAGACUACAUCAGGGAUGAGCAAAGUUGAGGCGCUUGAGGAAAUUGAUAAGCUUCAAAAGAAUAUUUUGGGGCUUCAAACUGAAAAGGAAUUCAUAAAAAGUUCGUAUGAAAGUGGGGUUGCAAAGUACUGGGAAAUUGAGGAGCAGGUCACAGAAAUGCAAGCGAAAGUUAAUUUAUUACAAGAUGAGUUUGGAAUUGGCACAUUUAUCGAUGAUGAUGAGGCUCGGACAUUAAUGGCUGCAACUGCCUUGAAAUCGUGUCAAGAGGCUUUGAUUCGGUUAGAAGAGAAGCAUAAAGUAUCGGAUGAGGAGGCUAGAAUUGAGUACCGAAGGAUCCAGGAGUCCCGUAAGAAGUUGAAGAUUUUCAAAGAGAAUUUUGGAAACCAAACCCUUCAGUUUGUGAGUGAAAUGGAAUUAAAGGAUUUAGACCAACAAGUUGAAAGCAUUGAGGAGAAAGAGAGAAAUGGCUUGGAAUUGUUAAGGGAAAACAUUAAAGAACAUUUGGAAGUGGAUUCUUCUGGAGAAUCUCUCACCAUGUCCGAACUGGCAGAGAAAAUUGAUGAACUGGUUGAAAAAGUUAUUACUUUAGAAACUUCAGUGUCUUCCCAAAAUGCUCUCAUAAAGAGAUUACGAUCGGAAACAGAUGAGCUUCAAGGAUACCUUCGGAGCCUAGAGAAGGACAAGGAGGCUUUGAUAAGCGGGUCAGAUAGUAAGAGCAACAAGAUAAGGGAGUUGGAGAAAGAACUGCUUAGAAUUCAAAAGCUCAACCAGAAAAUCGAAACCCAAAACAAAAAUCUCCAAAUCCGUUUCACUCAAGCGAGUUUGAGCGUUGAUCAUCUCUCUGAGAAACUGCUAAGUGUGAAGCAGGAGGAAGAGGAGGUUGAGCAAUUCAUUGCGUUAAAAAAAAAGGAUCUUCAAGUAGAAGAAGAACUUGCGUUUCCAAACGACAAGUCAAAGAUCUCAAAAGUGAAGGUUGGUGUCUUGGAACCAGUUGAAGUGAGGAAUGACCAGAAUGUCAAUCCAGAAAGAAGGUUCAAAGAAAGUGAAGACGUGAUGGCUUUUGGUUAUCUUUCAGAUAUCUCCAAAAAUGAGAGAGACGAUGUUUCUACAAAAGCUGAAGAUAGCUUUGUUCAGCCCAAACUCAGCUGUUGCCUCGACAACCAUUUGGCAGUACCGGUGGAAAUGAGAGAUGUUCCAAAUGACAAUGCAGAGACAAAGGUCAAAGAAAAUCAAGAUGCCGAAAAGUUUAGAAUGAAAGGGGAAGCUAAGAAGUACGAUAAUGUUUCCAUCAAAGCUGAAGAGAAAUUUAUGCAUCGCGAACUCAGCUUUCGCCUUGAUGAUUGUUUUGUCAAAGGUCAAGUAGAUGAAGGUUCAAAGGAACAUAACGAAACUAUGGCUCCUGGACGCAAUGAAGUGAUAAAGGAAUAUGUGAAAAUAGAAGCGAAAGAGAAGAAAAAUGAUUCUCCCCAUCAGAAUACUGUGGUUAUAGCUGAGGAAGGAAAUUGGUUCCAGUUCUACCCAUGCAAUCAACAUGAAGAUCUUUCAGUAAACGGGCAAGUUAAAGCUGUUUUGCGUAUGGAUUCAAAAGGGUUCAGUAACACAGAGAUCGUGCAAACAGACAAGGGAGAGAAGAAGUUGGACUGUCAAGAUCUUAGAGCUUCUGUUAGACCUGAGGAAGGAAACAUUGGACCGUCCAGCUCAACCAAUCCCUUCAAUGAAUCUCCAGAGAGGGUGUUUGAAGAACAUGAAGGUGUUGUGGGGUCCGGUAAUCACUUGAUCAUCUCAGAAGAUACGGAAAUCAAAUGUAAAAAGAAUGCUGAAGAAGGAAACAUAGUCCACUCCAUCCUAAGCAAUCCUUUUGAUGAUCCUCCAAAGAGGGUGUUCAAUGUACACGAAGGUGGCGUGAGGCCUAGUAAUGAAGAGAUCAUCUCAGAGCAUACAAAAAUGGAUGAAAAAAGGACCGAAGAAUCUCUGGAUUACAAUCAUGUCAGAGUAAAGCAGAACUUUGCUCAGUCCACCCCAAGUAAUCAACACGAUAAUGUUCUGGGAGAAUUUCAAAUGCAGGGAGUUCCACGUGCCAAUCCUGAAAAAGGGUUCAAAGAACACGAAGACAUGAUGGGUCCGGUUGAUGAUUCACUUAUUUUAGAAAAUGCCAGCACAAAAAAGGAAGAGAAGAAAGAUGAUGUUCCUUAUUGCAGUACCUCUGGUAAAGCUAAUGCAGAAGAGAACUGCAUUCAUCUAAAGAGUCAAGAAAAUCACAUUGUGGGGGCACAAGAGCUGGAAAUUAUUGAGGAUGAAAACCAACCGAAUUGGCGGGAACUGUUUCCAAAUGGGUUGGAUGACAGAGAGACGAUUCUAUUGCAGCGGUACACUUUGGUUCUCAGGAACUAUAAGGAGGCAAAGAAGAAGCUUGGUGAUAUAGAGAAGGAAAAGCAUGAAAGCCUCUUUAAAUCCGCGGUACAAAUAAACGAGCUAAAGAAUGCUAAUGAUUUAAAGGAUGCCGAAAUACAGUGUUUGCAUAAAAAGCUCAACUUAUGUCUCAAUGAAACUCCAGAUGCUAGUUUAAUAAUGGAAGGCGAGGAAGGUGAGAAAAGGGUAAUUUCUGAUCAGAAUCAAGUUUCUGAUUUGCCAGAUGAACAAAAGGUUGAAUCCCACGAUAGAAAAGGCGAAGAAGGGGAGAAAAGGGUAAUGUCGGUUGAUGAGCUUCAUUCAGUUUCAACGGUAGAAGAGAAGUUCCGUUCGGACAUAGACGGACUUCUUGAGGAAAACAUAGAGUAUUGGUUAAGAUUCAGCUCCUCAUUUCACCAGAUACAGAAGUUCCAGACUUCAGUUGAGGAUUUACAAGAAGAGUUAACAAAGCUAAGGGAAAGCAAGAAGCAAGAGGGAAGCAGUAGCAAAAGCCGCUCGGCCAUGAAUUCUUCUGACGUUGGCCCGAUAUACACACACUUGAGAGAGAUAGAAACUGAAUUAGCACUUUGGUUGGAGCACAAUUCCUUACUUGAAGAUGACUUGCACAACCGGUUAUCUUCUCUAUCGACCAUUCAUGAACAGAUACUGAGAGUGUCGAGUGCAGGGUCUAAAGAGGAGGAAGAAACCUUACUUUCCAGUUAUCAGGCUGCGAAAUUCCAAGGGGAGGUUUUGAACAUGAAGCAAGAGAAUAACAAGGUGGGGUACAAAUUGCAGGAGGGACUUGACCGUGUUAAGGAGUUGCAGAGUGAGAUAGCAAAGACACUUGAGGAUCUGGAAGAAGAAUUUGGGUUGAAAACGAAAGAGAGGAAGAGUUCGUCGAGUCGGUCGCGGAUUCCGUUGAGGUCUUUCUUGUUUGGAGUUAGGUUAAGGAAGCAGAAGCCAUCAUCACUGUUCCAGUGCAUGAGUCCAGCAUUGCAGAAACAAUAUAGUGACUUAGGCUCAUUGCCAACAUAGUUUGUUAGUUUUUUGGGGGCACUUUGUUUUUUGAUGUUUUAGAAUCUCAUACAAUGGUUGUUUUCCAAAUUUGGGUUGUUUUGUGGGGUGCUUGUGAUUCUUGUGAAAACUCCACAAAAAUGAGUUCUGAAAACCAGAAUCCAAAAGUGUCCGAUUGAUGCUUCUUAUAAGGAGUAGCUUUUCGCCUUUCAAGCAGUUUUGAAAUUUCCAACG